Centruroides sculpturatus (bark scorpion) is the source of this 589-nucleotide messenger RNA. RefSeq lists its product as uncharacterized. The transcript has a single exon. Gene Ontology annotation, molecular function: DNA binding. NCBI's taxonomy places the organism in Eukaryota, Metazoa, Arthropoda, Arachnida, Scorpiones, Buthidae. The annotation marks the transcript as partial. The record is from RefSeq and is a predicted model, not a curated record. Gene Ontology annotation, biological process: DNA transposition; DNA integration.
UAAUAUUUUGUCACUGAAAAUAAUAUUUUUGAAAAUCUUAUACAAAAAAACUGUUACAUAUUUAUCCGGACAGGCACUCAUUUUAUGACUUAAACAGAAUAUUGUUUAGUUUCAAGCAUUGAAAUAUGCAAAUUAGCUUACAUAUCUAAUUGUAAUACAAAUUCUUUACGUUGUUCAACGUUCUAAAAUGGGUAGAACAAAGAAUUUAUCUGAUUAUGAAAAAGGGAAGAUUGAUGCCUAUAAAUCACAAGGCAAGUCAAUAAGAGAAAUUGCAGCAUAUAUAAAUCGUCCAAAAUCAACUGUUGGUGAUUAUUUAUCAAAAAGACGUGGCAAGGAUGUACCAAAAUUCAAGACAGGUCCAAAACCCAAGCUUACUCCUCGAGAUUGUAGACAAAUCAUCAAGGUUUGCUCCACAAAACAAACAUCAGUAAGAAAAAUAAAACAAGAAUUAGACUUGCCUUGUAGCAGCACAACAGUGUGGAGAGUUUUAAAUAAAUCUCCAAUGUUAAAAUUCAGAAAAAAAGCUGUAAUGCCACCACUUUCAUUAAAGCACAAAAGUGACAGACUUGAUUGGGCACAAAAACACAUG